Molecule: messenger RNA, 539 nt
Organism: Nomia melanderi (Alkali bee)
Lineage: Eukaryota; Metazoa; Arthropoda; Insecta; Hymenoptera; Halictidae
Product: dynein light chain Tctex-type 5
Biological process (GO): microtubule-based movement
Cellular component (GO): cytoplasmic dynein complex; cytoplasm
Molecular function (GO): dynein intermediate chain binding
Source: RefSeq, a predicted model, not a curated record
UGUACACAAUGCAAGUAUAAUUGACACAGGUGUAACAGUAUUUAAUUAUUGAGUUUACAGUUAAUCGGUGUUUGAUAUAUUCAUUAACAUUUGGAAUUUUCUACUUUUUAUUAAUUAAUCGAUACAUUAUGCCUUUACACUCAGACGUGAAUGAUAAAAUUCAGGACAAUGAAAGGGAGGCAGUAAAGUACCUCAACACGUACCGUUUAGAAGCUCACAAUCCUUUUAAAAUUGAUCCAGUGGAUAGAAUUGUAGAGACAACAAUGAUUAAUAAACUCGAAGAUAUCUCGUAUGAUGCAACAACUUGCCCUCAAGUUUGUAAAUCAGUGGCUGCUGAUAUUAAAGAAAAAAUAAGGAAAUUAAACUUUGACAGAUAUAAAAUUGUAGUUAAUGUGACUAUUAUAGAAAAGACAGGACAAUCCAUCCAAAGUUCAGUGGGAUUUCUCUGGGAUUCCGAGAAAGACAAUUAUUCUACAUUUUCCUACGAAGCUCGAACAUUUCACGCUUACUGUUGUGUAUUCGGUAUUUAUUACGAAUAA